GCCAGCUCUUCGAAACUGGUGGAUGUGGUGAUGCAAAUGCAAAGUCGGCCGGAUGUGAAGAAAGAUGGCUCGGCUUUCCAGGUUGAGAAGAUGACUUUGUGGAAGGACUUGCCGACAUUUGGGUGGCAGAUGCGUGAUGCGUGGAAUCUGGGUAUGUCAGUUCCCGAAGAGCGCAGCGACCAACAAACCAAGGACCACUGGAUCAACCUCAACGCCUUCACCGCAUCGCUCGUUGCUGCAGCAGAGAGCAAAUCAAAUGGCAAGCCCGACUUCUCCCUCUACUGCAUCUGGACCGUCCGUGAUGGAUUAGAAGAGGAUCUCGAGAUGGUGCCAGAUUUCUCCAUCGCAGCGGCCGCCACGUGGUUUGUCUUCGCAGCUCCGACCAUCAAAAAGUUCUGUCGGGAGGAGAAGUCGUUCGAAGGCAAGAUGGCGAAGGGCGGCUUUGAGUUUCAGGAACGAGGCUGGACGGGAUUCAGCGAGGAGCGGUGGCAAGUGUGGGAGGAGAGAUUGAAGGUAGCGGAGGGCAGGGUAAAGGAUGAGAGCACGAAGGAACUGGUUCAGCAAGCGCUGAAGGCGGUGGCGGAG
This is a messenger RNA of Zymoseptoria tritici IPO323, 585 nucleotides long. RefSeq lists its product as uncharacterized. The transcript is spliced from 2 exons. The record is from RefSeq and is a predicted model, not a curated record. NCBI's taxonomy places the organism in Eukaryota, Fungi, Ascomycota, Dothideomycetes, Mycosphaerellales, Mycosphaerellaceae. The annotation marks the transcript as partial.